AUGAGGAAGACAACUGUGCUCAUUAUCGGGUUAUUAGUGAGAAGCAGGGACAAGAGUCAACAAGGCCGUGGCAAGCCUUAUGAUGUUUCAUCUGGUAAAGGGAAGCAGAAAUCUACUGGGGGCAAUAGAACUAUUAGGGGAGAUGCUCCUGCUAGUAUUGUGUGCUUCAAGUGUGGCAAAGCUAAUCACAAGAGCCCUGUGUGUAAUGCUGGUACUAAGAGGUGUUUCCGUUGUAGUAAGAUUGGACAUGAAGCGUCUGAAUGCAAGCAUAAGGAGAUGGUUUGUUUCAACUGCGGUGAAGAGGAACAUAUUGAAAGCAAGUGUCAGAAGCCCAAGAAGGAGCAAGCUAGUGGGAAGUUUGCCUUGUCAGGAAGUCGGACCACUAGUGAGGAUGCACUCAUCAGAGGUACAUGUUUCAUUAAUAGCAUUCCUUUAGUUACUAUUAUUGAUAUUGGUGCUACUCAUUGCUUUAUCUCUACUGAUUGUGUUGACAGAUUGGGUCUUGUGUUGUUUGCUAUGAAUGGCGAGAUGGUUGUCGAUACUCCUGCUAAGGGAUCGGUAACUACUUCUCUUGUGUGUUUAAAGUAUCCCGUGUCGAUUUUUGACAGAGACCUUGUUGUUGAUUUUGUUUGCUUGCCAUUGAGAGGUUUGGAUAUGAUCUUGGGUAUGAACUGGUUGGAGCAUUACCAUGUUCAUAUUAAUUGUUAUGAUAAGUCGGUGAGGUUUUCUUCUCCUGAAGAGGAAGGUGUCGAGUUGUUGUAG
This is a messenger RNA of Vicia villosa (hairy vetch), 762 nucleotides long. RefSeq lists its product as uncharacterized. NCBI's taxonomy places the organism in Eukaryota, Viridiplantae, Streptophyta, Magnoliopsida, Fabales, Fabaceae. Bases 1 to 762 code for a protein of 253 amino acids. The transcript has a single exon. The record is from RefSeq and is a predicted model, not a curated record. Gene Ontology annotation, molecular function: nucleic acid binding; zinc ion binding.